UACGCAGGAUGUGCUGCACAGGUCUUUUUCUUUGUCUUCUUCCUCUCAGCAGAGUAUUCCCUUCUCACCAUCAUGUCCUAUGACCGCUAUGUUGCCAUCUGCAAGCCCCUGCACUACAGGACCCUGCUGGGCAGCAGAGCUUGUGCCACCAUGGCAGCAGCUGCCUGGGGCACUGGGCUUCUCAAUGCUCUGCUGCACACUGCCAAUACAUUUUCUCUGCCUCUGUGCCAUGGCAAUGUUGUGGAUCAGUUCUUCUGUGAAAUCCCCCACAUCCUCAAGCUCUCCUGCUCAGAUGCCUACCUCAGGGAAGUUGGGCUUAUUGUCUUUAGUGCCCUUGCUUUACUUGGUUGUUUUGUAUUCAUUCUGUUCUCCUAUGUGCAGAUCUUCAGGGCUGUGCUGAGGAUGCCCUCUGUGCAGGGACGACACAAAGCCUUCUCCACGUGCCUCCCUCACCUGGCCGUGCUCUCCCUUCUCGUCUGCUCUGCCUUUUUUGCCUACCUGAAGCCCCCCUCCAUCUCCUCCCCAUUCCUGGACCAGCUGGUUUCAUUUCUGUACUCAGUGGUGCCUCCAGCACUGAACCCUCUCAUCUACAGCAUAAGGAACCAGGAGCUCAAGGAUGCUCUGUGGAAACUCAUGACCAAACGUCUUCUGAAAGCAAUGAACUGCCCAUCUUUAUCUAUAUAG
This is a messenger RNA of Gallus gallus (chicken), 684 nucleotides long. Its product is annotated as olfactory receptor 14J1-like. Lineage: Eukaryota; Metazoa; Chordata; Aves; Galliformes; Phasianidae. The annotation marks the transcript as partial. The record is from RefSeq and is a predicted model, not a curated record. Gene Ontology annotation, cellular component: membrane. Gene Ontology annotation, biological process: G protein-coupled receptor signaling pathway. Gene Ontology annotation, molecular function: G protein-coupled receptor activity; olfactory receptor activity. The transcript has a single exon.